Chiloscyllium plagiosum (whitespotted bambooshark) is the source of this 4008-nucleotide messenger RNA. Lineage: Eukaryota; Metazoa; Chordata; Chondrichthyes; Orectolobiformes; Hemiscylliidae. The record is from RefSeq and is a predicted model, not a curated record.
CCUUCUGCUGCGCUUUUCCAGCAACACAUUUUUAAGCUCUGAUCCCCAGCAUCUGCAGUCCUCACUUUCUCCUCGUCAGCAGAGUGAUCAAGGACCCGAAUGUCAUUGCCUCCCAGCUGUGGGAGGAAACAGGAUUUUGAACAUUGAAGGAAAAAGCACCAUUUCCACCAGGGAGAAACACGUAUCAUCUGUGCGCGGAAAGGUCUUGGAAGGUUAAUCUGAAAUGUCCGUACGUCAGCGCAGUCACACUGGGGAGAGACUGUGUAAAUGUGAGGAUUGUGGGAAGGGAUUUAUUUACCCAUCCCAGCUGAAAAUUCACCAACGCAGUCACACUGGGGAGAAGCCAUUCACCUGCUCUGAUUGUGGGAUGGGAUUUGCUCUGUCAUCCAACCUGCUCAAACACCGGCGGGUUCACACUGGAGAGAGGCCUUUCACCUGCUCUGUGUGUGGGAUGGGAUUCACUCAGACAACUCACCUGCUGAAACACCAGCUAGUUCACACUGGAGAGAGACCGUUCACUUGCUCCACGUGUGGAAAAGGAUUCACUUUGUCGUCCAGCCUACUAAUACAUCAGCGAAUUCACAAUGGGGAGAGGCCAUUCACUUGCUCCACGUGUGGUAAAGGAUUCACUUUGUCAUCGAGCUUGCUGAGACACCAGCGCGUUCACACUGGAGAGAAACCAUUCACUUGCUCUGUGUGUGGGAAAGGAUUCACUCAGUCAUCCUACCUGUUGGAACACCAGCGGGUUCACACGACAGAGAGACCUUUCACCUGUUCUGAAUGCGGGAAAGGAUUCACUCGCUCGUCUAAACUACUGGUACACCAGCGAGUUCACACCGGAGAGAAACCGUUCACCUGUUCGGAAUGUGGGAGGGGAUUUACUCACUCCUCAAACCUGCUGAGACACCAGCGAGUUCACACUGGGGAGAGGCCAUUCGCCUGUUCGGAGUGUGGGAAAGCAUUCACUCAGACAAUUCACCUCCUGAUACACCAGCGUAUUCACACUGGGGAGAAACCGUUUACCUGUUCUGUGUGUGGAAAAGGCUUUGCUGACUCGACCUCCCUGCUGAUACACCAGCGAGUUCACACUGGGGAGAGGCCAUUCGUUUGCUCCUUGUGCGGGAGGCGAUUCACUCGGUCAUCCAAACUGUUAACGCACCAGCAAAUCCACAAAAAAACCCACAGUUUGAUGAUUCAAGACUUGCAACAGAUGAAUAGCUUAGCCCAGUAUGAAUUCGCUGGUGUAUCUGGAGGAAAGGUCACCAUCCGCAAUUCGGUCAAACGAAUGGCGGCAACUUUACCCAUCACCCCUCGCGGCGGUGACAGUGGCCGGGGCACUUCGCCCAAGAAGGCGGUGCGCAGGCGCGGCGCCUGGAGCAGGCCGGGGAGCGACGGCCGGACGGGGCCCCCUCCGGGGAACAAGGCGGGGUGCUCUGUGGAGAUCAGUUUAAAUCAAUCGUUGAUCCUGGAAGGAAUCAAGGACACUGACACCAUGGAAAAACCAUGGAAGUGUGGAGAUUGUGGGAAGGGAUUCCGUUACCCUUCAGGAUUGGAAACUCAUCAACGCAGUCACACUGGGGAGAGGCCGUUCAGCUGCUCUGUGUGUGGGAAAGGAUUCACUCAGUCAUCCAGCCUCUAUACACACCAGCACGUUCACACUGGGGAGAAGCCAUUCACCUGCUCUGUGUGUGGGCAGGGGUUUAAUGCUUUAUCAACCCUCCGGACCCACGAGCAAGUUCACUCUGAUGAGAGACCAUUUAAAUGUUCUGACUGUGAGAAGAGUUUUAAAAGCAGAAAGGAUAUAUUGAUACAUCAACGCAGUCACACUGGGGAGAGACCGUUCAUCUGUAAAGUGUGUGGGAAAGGGUUCACUCAGUCAUCCCACCUCUUGACACACCAACUUGUUCACACUGAUGAGAGACCUUUUAAAUGUUCUGAUUGUUUGAAGAGCUUUAAAAGUAAAAAGGAUUUACUGAACCACCAACGUGCUUUGACUGGGGAGAGACCGUUCAUCUGCUCAGUUUGUGGGAAGGGAUUCACUAGUUCAUCCUACCUUCUGACACAUCAAUUUGUUCACACUGAUGAGAGACCUUUUGGAUGUCCUGACUGUGAGAAGAAAUUUAAAUGCAGAAAGCAUUUGCUCAAACACCAGUACACUCACACUGGAGAGAGGCCAUUCUCCUGCUCUAUCUGUGGGAAAGGAUUCACUCGAUUAUCCCACCUGCUGAGACACCAUCGAGUUCACACAGGGGAGAGGCCAUUCUCGUGUGCUGACUGCAAACAGGAGUUUGUUGAUUCAUCCGACCUUCUGAUCCACCAGCGAGUUCACAGCGGGGAGAGACCAUACACCUGCUCGCUGUGUGGCAAGCGAUUCACUCAGUCAUCCCAUCUCACGACACACCAACUUGUUCAUACUGAAGAGAGACCCUUUCAAUGUUCUGACUGCGAGAAGAGGUUCAAAAGUAAACAGAAUCUGCUGAAACAUAAACAAAUUCACACUGGAGAUGGACCGUUCAUCUGCUCCGUGUGUGGGAAAGGAUUCGCUCAAUCUCACAACCUCCUGAGACACCAGCAACUUCACUUGCGAGAGCAGCAAUUGGAUUCUGCUGUUAUUGCUGAUGUUAACUGCAUCCAGGAGUUUUGCUCACUGGGUCAUUCUGGAGCUUUUAUCAAAUACCUUUGCCUUUGUGGAAGAACAACCAGAGAUUUCCAGGAAGAGAUGAUGACCAAACAUCGACGCAGUCACACUGGGGAGAGACUGUGGAAAUGUGCGGAUUGCGGGAAGGGAUUUCUUUACCCAUCCCAGCUGAAAACUCACCAACGCAGUCACACUGGGGAGAAGCCAUUCACCUGCUCUGAUUGUGGGAUGGGAUUCACUCAGUCAUCCAGCCUGCAGGUGCACCAGCGAGUUCACACUGGGGAGAGGCCAUUCACCUGCUCAGUGUGUGGGAAAGCAUUCACUCAGUCAUCCAGCCUGCGUAUGCAUCAGCGAAUUCACACUGGGGAGAAACCAUUCACUUGCUCUGAUUGUGGGAAGGGGUUCAUUCUCUCAUCCCACCUGCAGAUACACCAGCGGGUUCAUACUGGAGAGAGACCGUUUACCUGCGCAGUGUGUGGGAAAGCAUUUGCUCGGUCAUCCAGCUUGCAGAUACACCAACGACUUCACACUGGGGAGAAACCAUUCAUUUGCUCUGACUGUGGUAAGGGAUUCACUUCGUCGUCCAGUCUACUGAAACACCAGCGAGUUCACACUGGGGAGAAGCCAUUCAUCUGCUCUGUGUGUGGAAAAGGGUUCAGUCGCUCAUCUAAUCUGGUGAUACACCAGCGAAUUCACACUGGGGAGAAACCAUUCCCCUGUUCUGAAUGUGGGAAAGCAUUCAAUUGCUCAUCUAAUCUGCUGAUACACCAAAGAAUUCACACUGGGGAUAGAAGAUUCUCCUGUUCUGAAUGUGGAAAAGCAUUCAAUUGCUCUUCUAAACUGCUGAUACACCAGCGAGUACAUACUGGAGAAAAACCAUUCAUCUGCUUGGAUUGUGGGAAAGCAUUUGCUCAGUCAACCAUUCUGCUCAUACACCAGCGAAUUCAUGGGAGGGAGAAGCCAUUCACCUGCUCCAAUUGUGGGAAGGGGUUUACUCAAUCAUCCAACCUGCUGAAACACCAGCGAGCUCACACUGGGGAUAAACAUUCACUCAGUCAACUCACCUGCUGAUACACCAGCCUAUGGAGAGACCAUUCACUUGUUCUGUAUGUGGGAAGUGAUUUUGAACUGUUAACACUCCAGUAAACUGACUCUAGGUGGAUCCCAAUCACGUGCUGUGUUUGUGUAAAAGGCUUUGCUGUUUUCUAACACAUUUGCAAGUUCAGAAAGAACUCGCACACUAAGGAAUGAACCUUUGUCAUUGGCCAUUUAUAUUGACUUUAUUAAAGUCUUUAAUAUAGUCAUAGAGAUGUACAGCAUAGAAACAGUCCAACUCAUCCAUGCUGACCAGCUAUCCCAACCCAGUCUAG